CCCUGCGACACGUGGGCCGCAUGCGUGGUCGAGGGCAGACGGGACGAGGAAGGGCACCUCCGAACGGGCGGCCCGGAUUCGGGACUCCGCGCAUGCGCCUGAGGGUUGCGCUGGAUCGGCGUGGGUUUGGCUGGGAAGCCCGCGGGGGAUCUUAAGGAUCGCUUUUUCCGGGCCACUGGGUGCGGGAUCGCGGCUGGGAAUCCCAUCCUUGCAGCAGCCAUCUGGAUUCUGUUUCCUCUUUUAAAUUUGGAUAUUUUUUCCCGUUUUCUCUGCUGGAAGACAUCGUCAUGGUACAACUCGGGCGCCCCCUGCUGAGGAAAUACCGCAACGUCCGUGUGGUCAUCCGGAUGUCCCUCGGCGGUUGCACGAACCGGCCUUUCUACCGGAUCGUGGCCGCCCACAACCGGCGCGCCCGCGACGGCAAAUACCUCGAGCAGAUUGGCUGCUACGACCCACUGCCCAACCGCUACGGCGAGAAGAUUAUGGGGCUGAACUUUGACCGGUUCAAAUAUUGGUUUGCCUACGGAGCGACCCUGACGAAGCCCCUUGAAAAACUGCUAGGUCUUACUGGAUUCCUUCCCCUGCAUCCGAUGACAGUCACAUACGCGGAACGGUUAAGGAAGAAAAAAGCCCAGGAGGCAGAGAAGGAGGCCGAAAACGAAGAAGGAGAAAAGGAAGAUUUGGAGGAAAAGCAGGAACAACAGCAGCAAAAUUGAUCCAUGGAGUGAGAAAAACCUCA
This is a messenger RNA of Notechis scutatus (mainland tiger snake), 739 nucleotides long. RefSeq names its product mitochondrial ribosomal protein S16 (gene MRPS16). NCBI's taxonomy places the organism in Eukaryota, Metazoa, Chordata, Lepidosauria, Squamata, Elapidae. The record is from RefSeq and is a predicted model, not a curated record. Gene Ontology annotation, molecular function: structural constituent of ribosome. Gene Ontology annotation, cellular component: mitochondrial small ribosomal subunit; ribosome. Gene Ontology annotation, biological process: mitochondrial translation.